CGGAGGGAGGUUGUGUGGUCGGGCUCCGCGGCGAUGGGAUCCCGAGGUGGCCCCGGUGGAGGCUGCGUCGGGCGGCGGUGCCUCUCCGCCGGGGUGACCGCACACCACUGACUCGCCCGGCCUGAGCGGGGCCUGGAGAGCUGUCAUGGAGGAGUUGGUGGAGGAUGACAUCUGUAUUUUGAACCAUGAAAAAGCAGACAACACUCAUAAGAGAGAUGGGGAGAUUCCUGUUUCAUCUUACAGCGGAGAUGAGUCUGUUGCCUCACACUUCGCACUUGUCACUGCAUAUGAAGAUAUCAAGAAACGACUUAAGGAGACGGAGAAGGAGAACUCCUCCUUAAAAAGAAGAGUGAGAAUUCUAGAAGAGAAGCUGCUUGGUUCCCGACUGGAAGAGGAAUGCAGUUCAGUUGGACGUGAACAAGUAAAUAAGGCAUACCAAGCCUAUCGAGAGGCCUGCAUUGACAGAGAUAAUCUGAAAAGCAAGCUGGAUAAAAUGGUGAAAGAAUGUUCAGAAUCCUUGAAAACCUUGAAUGAACAGUUGCAGUCUAAAGAAGUAGAGCUGUUACAGCUAAGAACUGAAGUGGAAACUCAACAAGUGAUGAAAAAUCUGAAUUGUACUCAGUCCAACUGGGAAAUAGAGAAGCUGAACAGUGACCUGAAAGUGCACAGUCUGGAGCAGGAUCUAGAAAAGCUCAAGCAAGAGUAUAACAGUCUCAGAAAGGAGUUGCAAAAAUCCAAGCAGAAGGACCAGGCCCAAAGUGAAAGUCCAUUAAAUGGAGACGUCCUUCAAAGGCAAGACAUCCAAAGCGUGCAACAAGCAUACUGGGAACUGAAGAGGGAAAUGUCCAAUUUGCGCCUAGUGGCUGAUGUGCAAGCUGAGGUCCUACGAACACUGAAAACAAACCCAGCAGCGACCAAGAAAGCUGCCUCUACUGCACCAGUGCAAUGUGUUGACUUGAACAUUUCAAAGCUGAAUUUGACAUCUGGGGUGGUCUAUAAAAAACUCUCACUGAAUGACCAAGUACUCUGCAAUGCUGUGUCUCCCCCUCUCCCAAGAGAUGGACAGAUCCCACCUGAAAGGGUGAUUCUGCAAGCAUGGACAGAUGAGAAACCCAUUCCAAUGGAUGGCAAAACGUUUCAGGAAUACCAUUCAUAUGGAAAGAGCUCUCUGGAAGAUAAUUCCUGGGUGUUCCCAAGUCCUCCAAAGCCUAAUGAGAAUGUGUUUUGGGAAAUGAAAAAUAGAUCAACUUUGCUAAACUGUCCAGCAGAUUACCUGGAUCAGUGUAAUCAAAACUGUCUGCACAAGAGUUAAAGAAGUUUUAGAAUGAACCAAGGCAUUUUUAGAAUGGUUCUGAAUAGGCACCUUAACACUUGAACUUUUAAAGGGGGAAAACAAACUGCCUGAAAUGGUCUUUAUUUUUUAGUUCUAGUUCUGAAACAGAAAGCCUUGUCUUCCUCUGCUGUAAAUCAGGAACAAGUUCCUUGAAGUUAAAGCUGUGCUGGCAUAAUGUAAAUAGAAAGAGAAUGAGCGUGGGGCUUGGAUAGUCUUGUACUGCAAGUGGCAUAUAUUGGCAAAAGAUGACACUGAGAAGUGAGUUCUUGGAAUAAAACAGAAUAAUCCA
Molecule: messenger RNA, 1622 nt
Organism: Neopsephotus bourkii (Bourke's parrot)
Lineage: Eukaryota; Metazoa; Chordata; Aves; Psittaciformes; Psittacidae
Gene: AZI2
Product: 5-azacytidine induced 2
Exons: 8
Coding region: 146-1312 (388 amino acids)
Biological process (GO): canonical NF-kappaB signal transduction
Cellular component (GO): cytoplasm
Source: RefSeq, a predicted model, not a curated record